This is a messenger RNA of Entrophospora candida, 234 nucleotides long. The record is from the annotation of a GenBank genome assembly. Lineage: Eukaryota; Fungi; Glomeromycota; Glomeromycetes; Entrophosporales; Entrophosporaceae.
CUAGGGAGCUCGAUGAGCACCUAGAAAAAAUUCAGCAUGAUUACAUGCAAGACUUGAGAGAUAGGUUCAGGUCAGUUCGCCAACAUGCAACUGCCCUGUACCUUCUUGACAAGCUUGCAUUAAGGGCAGGAUGCAAGAAAAGUGGCAAAAAAGCUGAUACUGUGGGUUGUUGUUCCCUCAGAUGUGAACAUAUUACUUUGGUAUCACCAAGGACAGUUGAGUUUGAUUUCUUAG